Molecule: messenger RNA, 831 nt
Organism: Cannabis sativa
Lineage: Eukaryota; Viridiplantae; Streptophyta; Magnoliopsida; Rosales; Cannabaceae
Product: probable jasmonic acid carboxyl methyltransferase 1
Exons: 2
Coding region: 397-831 (144 amino acids)
Biological process (GO): methylation
Molecular function (GO): S-adenosylmethionine-dependent methyltransferase activity
Source: RefSeq, a predicted model, not a curated record
CAUAGAGCUUGUAAAUUAAUAUUACCAUUACCUAAGUACUGAAAGCAAAAAAAAAAACAAAAGAAAUAUCAGGAAAAUAUGUUUAAAUUGACAUAAAAUAAAUAAUAAUUUAUUAAUUAUUAUUUAUUAUCAGCCCAAAACUUUGACCUUCUUCACUUCACACACGAUCGAUUUUAUAACAAAUAUAUGUAAGGAAUCCAUAUGUAUAUUUUAUUUAUUUAGACUUCUAUAAAAAAAAAAAAAAGUAGAGAUACAAAUGAAAAAGUCAAAUAUACCCCUGUGAAGUUGCACUAUAUAAAUGUGAGCUCUCCAACACUUAUAUGGUAUAUAAUCAUUUUAAUUUAAGAUUCUCAAUAAUCAAUAUAUUGAGCAAAAUCUAUAAUAACAUUAGUAAAAAUGGAAGUAGAACAAGUCCUCCACAUGAAUGGUGGUGUCGGCAAAAGUAGCUAUGCAAAAAACUCCUUUCUUCAAAGAGCGGUGAUAUCAAUUACAAGGCCAAUACUAGAUGAAAGUAUUACAAUUUAUUGUAAUAAAAUGUUGCCAAAGUGUUUGCGAAUAGCAGACUUGGGUUGUUCCUCAGGCCCCAACACACUCACUGCGGUCUCCAACAUUUUUGACAUCAUUGAAGCCUCUUCCCAAUCCUUUAACAUCAACUCACAAACUUUUCAAGUUUUCCUUAACGAUCUUCCUGGGAAUGAUUUCAAUGCAGUCUUCCAAUCUUUAUCGAGCUUUUAUGAAAAGCUUAAGAAAGAAAAAGGUGACAAGUUUGGACCGUGCUUCAUCACAGCUACACUUGUAGCCCAAAAUAGACCAUGCAUGACUCCAACAUGA